UUUUCUUCCAUCUUUUCCCCUCGACUUCCAGCUUGUGGAAAGACGAACAAAGGCAAGUUUGCUCAUCAGGAAGAAAAUCAGAAUAAUCGUCGGAAAAAAUGUAAUGUCUGCGGUUUUUCGGGCUUAUUAGUGCCGUGUUUCGCGCGUGUUAAAUUGUUGAAAAUGUGUUCCAAAUAACCAGCAAUUGGACGGUGUUUGUCUCGAAGCAGCAAAGUGUACAAAAGUGUUGAGAUUUUUUUCAUCGGUCGGUGCAAAGUGGAUGAAUAUUGUGCAAGAAGAGCAAGUGAAAUCUGUCGUCAGCAGCAGAAGUAGAGAAGUGGAAGUGGAACCUUAAGUGGCAGUGGCAACGAAGGAGGAACAAAAUGUCCAGCCGAGUACGCAAACAGAACGAGCCCAUGAAGGCGUUUGUUCCGGUGAGCUCUCUAGUGGUGAGGGGCUCGGGAUCGCUUCACUGUACGACUCCCGGCGCUGGUCCUGGGGGAGGAGGUAAAUCCCUUUCGGCGACCCUUUCGCCUCCCAUCAGACAUAUUUCACCUGAGCAUGCCAUCUCCGGCCACCGAAGUCCCGGAGCGCUUACGUACAAAGGAAAAGUGCUAACGUUGAAUGAAGGCUCAAUGCGGAGAACAGCAUCUCUCGAUGCACUGUAUUUGCGUCCGGCUCCGGCUUGGAGUCUACUAACCUCCACCCUGCUCCAGCUCGAUAAAGCCACUCAAACAGAGGAGUCAUACCUGGAACGCACACGAGGUAGUACAUGGACACCUAGUGCCGGUGCGGGUUCCGGGCCUUCAGCGGAUUCCUCGCCCGUCAUAACACGCACCGAGGUAACCACCCCGACUGAUUUGAAAAUGGAGAAGGUGAUAAGACAAAGACUGCAACGCACACAUCGCGGUGAACACUCAGUUAGUUCCCAGACACUUAGUCCUAACCAUGCUAAGGCAAGCCCAGUUUCGAUACCUCCACGUACCUGUCCACCUGUUCACAUGCGACCGAUGCGUAACUCGGUAGAAGGUUUAAAUCAGGAAAUAGAAAAGUUGGUUUUGUACACCGGUCAGGCGCACACCUGUCGAUCGGAUCUGGAAAUGUAUUCCCGCGGAACUCCGGAAGGACAUCGUGCACCGCUGGCAGAGCUGUUUCAUGCUGCAGGUGGAGGAGUGAUUAUACCGAGCGAUACUCGAUCGGUCAACACUCAAACGCCGCUUGGAGACACGUUGUCAUCGGACGACGGCAGUCAAAGCACUUCCCCCGACGAGGGAGCUGCUGUUUCAAGUGCAUCACCAAGGAUCAACAAGUUCUUGGCUCGGGAGCCGCCCGAUGGUUGUGAAAAGGUGAACCUCAAACUAACCGAAGCCGAUACCAGUACAAAUACGACGCACUUCAAACCGUGCGUUGCUUUCCAGCUUAGACCUUCUCUCGGGUCUGCAUUUCAACCGUUGCAGCCGAUUCCGACGUUGAAAACCACCCCAGAAGACGACGGUAACAAUGAAGGGGAAGCCGACAUUCAGGAACCGUCGUCGUCGGGAACCGGCGGUUAAAACUAAACUGCUGCUGCAGGCUUGUGGCCCUUUUGUAGGCCUAGCUAGCCGCUUCUCUUUUAUCCCCUUAGACCUAGUGUGUAUUUCUCCCACAAAAAAUAUACACGCAUUCGUUCGCGAACUGUUGGCACGCAUUUUGCCCAAUCAAAUCGGUAGGUACAAGUAAAAUGUCGAUUCAAUAUCAUUUUGUACGGUCAAACCAAUGAGAGAAUUAUUAAUCUGUCGAUUAACAGUGAUUAAGAAAUGGAUAGGUAAUGAAGACCUAAAGGUUUUUGACAUUUUUCUGGAUUAACCAUAGUAGAGCGCUACGUAACACUAGAACAAUACAAAAAUGUGCUUUGAAUAGGGGCUUGAGUUGUACAAUUAUUUUGAUUUGCAUCGUAAACAGAAUUAUUCAUUUCUAGUGAAAUGAUAUGAAAGUUUGUUUAAUUUGAUUUGAAAGUGUUUUUGUCAUCGGCUGGUAAUUGUGGAGCGUUAAUGUGUGUAAAUAUUUCAUAUUACAGAAAAAGAGAGAGAGAGAAUAGACACGAGUGAACCGAAGUGAAAGGCAUACUUUUGAAUGCCAUGUUCUUGAUGGCCGGUUUUGUACUGACGACAAGAUAACAAUAAAUGACAGAUAUCAAUGAAGAACUGAGAAAUAACAUUCAGCUUAUGCAUGUUUCAUCAAAAGCUAGUAGGAAUCAUGACAUCAAUCAAUUACACUAUAAUUUUUAUUUCAUAUAGAUAGUAUUUCUAAAAACAGAUACACCAUUAAUUAUUUUUGUUCCUUCAAGUAUUCAUUCAUCUCUAUAAGUUACAUUAAGUAAUAUGGGGCUUAACUUUUUGGUAGUGCUGGCAGCUUAAGCGUUACAUCCACCAGUGAUAAACUAUGAAGAUAAUAUCGAUACUAGGAUGCCAUGAUGAUUGCCUACCGUGAUGACUUCUUACCGUAGAGUAAUCAUUGGCGAAUUUCCAGCUAUGUCCUUAUAGCUAGUCAAUUCUUGGACAGUAGUUUGGCUUAUUCUUAGCGAGACCUUGGCCGAUUCCAUACAUGUUACGCAGGGCUGGCAGCAAGUCUUGAUCUAGGGAAUUCUUCAGCACUCCAACGCUGAUAUCUUCAGUUACUUUAAACAUUUUCUCAGAGUUUAUCCCGGAUUUCCUGCAGAGUUUUUUUUCCAUAAUUCUUCCCCAGAUUUUGCCAGUUACUCCAGCAGAUCUUCCAAAGAUUCCUACAGGAGUUCUUCCAAAAAAAUCGCCAAAGGUAUAUUCCAGAUUUAUUAGGAGAUUCGUUUAGGCAUUUUUCCAUGAAACCCUACACUAAUUCCUUCAGGAGUUCCUACGCAGACUUUCCACCUAUUCUUCCACCUAUUAUCCAGAAAUUGCCCCAAAAAUUCUUCCAGGGCUUAUUCCAGACAAUCUAUUAACAAAUCUUCCAGGAAUUCCUCAAGAAGUUCCUGUGCUCUCAGUUUCAGCACUAUUCAAUUGUUCACAGAAGUGCUGCCCCCAAUUACCUAACGUUAAAGAUGCGUCAAGAUGCUCCCAUUCUUAUCAUUGCACAUCUCGGAACGCGGGAUGCGUUACGCUACUGAUAGAACUUUCACGUUUCUUGACUCCGCCUCUUCCAUACAGCGUUUUUUUUUCUCCCCAAAAUAUGAGGCUUUAAUAUCGUUGUUUUCGUAUAAAACGUUCGUGACAAAAUCAUUAUUCUGCAGUUGUACGACUUUUUAUUACUUUUAUAUUGAACCAUUAAUCUCAAAAUAAAAUAAAUAAUUUACGACUUUCUGCUAAUAAGGCAUCAGAAGCUAUUUUAACAUUUUUUUGUUUUAUAUCAUGACGCAAUGAUGAUUCCACUGGCAGCGCACAAAACCAAAUCAUAGUCCAAUCAACCACAAAAUAACUCAUCAAGCAUUUCCAUCAAUAGUAAGCAAAAAUAUCGAACGGAAAAUAAUAAUAGAAUCAAAACUGCAUACAUUACAUUUUCAUAUAAAAUACAGCGUGACAGGAAUACCAUUUGACAAAACAACACAAAUCUCACUAUAGAAGGCAAUGUACAAGAUGGCGGGAUAAGAUCUGCACACGAUGAAUGAUACCAGUAAGAUGAGUAACUUGUUCUAGAAGUGAAACGGUUUUAGCUUUUGUCCAGAGAGUAGGGACUAAUAGGCUGCUGAGGCUUGGAAGUUAUGUGAUGUCGGUACCAAAAGCAUAUGAAUACAACUUGGCAAUCUUUUUUGUUGGUUAGGGUUAACGAGCGUAGCCAAUUUCUCGAAGCAGCCAAUGACAGGACCAAGGAGCUUUUGGAUUCGAUGAGUUUCCACUGAAUAUUCUUUCUCUAUUUUUUAUUCGUUUUGCCCCGGAUGUAACAUUCCCCUGAUUACAAACUAGAUCUCCCAGAAUAACAUGAGAGAUAUUCGUGAUAAUUUUGAAAGCAACUACUGAAUGUAGGAUGGGAAAUUAAAUAAAACCGUUGAAUUAUUCCAAUAUACAACCCAGUAUUAAAAAUGGGAUGCAUUUUAUGCUCAAAGCAUGUUGAAAAAAAUAUUGUUAUGCGUAAUAAAAGUCAAAAAUUGUUUGGGUCGAAAUGGUUCAAAAUUGCUAAACAAAAUAGAUUAAAAAAAGUUCUAUAAUUCCUGAAUCAGUGUAACAUCAAAUAUUCGAAAAUAUUACUCUAGUAAUGUUUUAUUUUGACUAAAAUUAAAUGCAGCUGAGAAAUAAUACCUACCCAAUAAUUCGCCGAUAAUUAUUCCCAAAUACUAAAUGUACAAAUUUAUUACUUUAAGAUUUUGGUUCUCAAAAAACGUAAAACAUUGACGAAAAAAUGUUGAUAAUAACUUUCUUUAUAUGUAAAUCAAUUAGUUAUUAGUAAUAAUAAUCACAUAGUAAACGAUAAGUAUGUUGUUU
Molecule: messenger RNA, 4409 nt
Organism: Aedes aegypti (yellow fever mosquito)
Lineage: Eukaryota; Metazoa; Arthropoda; Insecta; Diptera; Culicidae
Product: protein FAM117B
Exons: 5
Coding region: 363-1532 (389 amino acids)
Source: RefSeq, a predicted model, not a curated record